AUGGAAAAUAACAGCUCCUGCCACCAACAACAAGCUCUGAGAACAUCACGCCAUGGCAGGCUUCUUCGAGACGUCCUCGUAUUUCUCGCGACAUCUCUUCUAUGGGUCGCAGCGUUCUACCUUCUAGUGCCCAGUCCUCUGAACCAGAACACGGGCGGCAAGGUCACCAAUGGAGAAGACGGGGGAAGUCGAACUCCAACAUCGAGUGACUACAUCGCAGCUUUCCACAAUGUCACUUCCAACGCCGAAUAUAUCUCUUGCGGAAAUUCCACAGCCGAGGCGAAGAAGAUGGGUUGCAAGUACGAUACCCUCCUGAAUUAUUGGGUUCCGUCACAAUGCUACGACCGAGAGUUCGAAACAGAAUACAAAGAUGACGAUAGCUGGAAUGCAUUCGCGGACCAAAACUUGACUCAGCCCAUAGCCGCAGAAUCAAUGGGUGACCAAAAAGUCUAUUAUACUUCAAUUCGGGACCAUCUAAACCACUGUUCGAUGCUCUGGAAAAAGCAAUUUUGGACUCUUUUCGAGGAACGAACCGCGUUUGAUGGCAUCAUUGUUAACUCCUUCCACACGGAGCAUUGUGCCGACUUUCUCAAGGAUAUCUACGGAUCAAACCGAACUGAAGCGACGCUCGUCAGGGUUGGCUUCUCAGGAUGCUGGAUUCGGAACUUUAGCAAGGAUGUCUAG
This is a messenger RNA of Colletotrichum acutatum, 684 nucleotides long. RefSeq lists its product as uncharacterized. The record is from RefSeq and is a predicted model, not a curated record. The transcript has 2 exons. Lineage: Eukaryota; Fungi; Ascomycota; Sordariomycetes; Glomerellales; Glomerellaceae. Bases 1 to 684 code for a protein of 227 amino acids.